GGGGCAUCUGUCAAAGAGGGACGUGACCUCGUCCACGCUGCCGUCUAGAAUAGCUUUCAGGAAUUUUGGUGACUUUUCUUCUUUGGGAAAACCUUUUUGUACUUUUAAAUGGGUUCACGGCGAACACGUUCCCAUUCGGCCAAUGGAAGAUCAGGCCAUGGGAAUGGGAUUUCUGGGAAUAGUCGGCCUGGAGGCUGCAGCUACAUCUCCAACGUCAGGCCAGAGAACAGGAGCACACUAUGCAGCAUGAUAGCUCAACUGACACAAGAAACCCAGCCUGCCUUCAUGACCACUCUCAAGUCCAAAGCUGUGUCAGAGAGUUCCAAUGUCAAGUUCUUCUGCGUGGUGACUGGUUAUCCUAUCCCUCAGCUUACUUGGUAUAAGGAUGAUAAACAGUUGGACAGACUGUGUGGUCUUCCUAAAUAUGAAAUAUUUCGCAACGGGCAGAACCAUUCCCUGCAUAUUUACAAUUGUACUGUGGAGGACGCCGCCAUCUACCAGGCAUCAGCCAGUAACAGCAAAGGUAUUGUGUCAUGCUCCGGGGUACUGGAGGUAGGCGGAAUGAACGAGUUCAAGAUCCACCAACGCUACUUUGCAAAGCUCAAGCAAAGAACGGAGGGCCGAAGCGGGAAGGAGAACCAGAAGCCGCUUCGGAGCAUCAGCCCGGAACGCACACAGAGGAAGCGGCGUUCCACCGUAGAGGUCUUCUCCAGCGUGCCCAGCUCCAAAGAAGAUGAGGUUCCCAAGGAGUUUAUUCAAUCAGUUGGUGAGGAUUCAAAAGUCAGGGUGGAGGAACCUAUAGAGGAACCAAUGGAGGAGACACUUGCACCCUUAGCUAAGUCUGAAACUGAUAAUGAGAUUGGCAUUGCCAAGACUGCCUUUGUCAAGAAGAAGAUCAAGAUUUUCCCAAGGGGUGAGAGGACGCCUGAGGAAACAAAAGAGUCUGAGAAUGUCAAAAAGAUAGGACCAUUUGGAAAAUUGUUAAGGAAAAAAAGUUCUGAGGCGCUUCGUUCACCAGAAAGUGCAAAGAAAAACAAAGAAAGUGACCAAAAAUGUGAUGAGAAAGUGCUGGAAAAGAAUCCUGUCAUACCCUCCAGACUAAUAAGUACACCAGAACACCAACAGGACUCAGAACCAGUCAUUCAGCAUUUGACUGACCCAAGACCAGUGGACAGAAUCCUCCAGAAGAAGUCAGCUUUACCUGAGCAGCCCUCAGAUCAGCUGCCUCAAAAGGAAACAAAAGCGAGACAAAGGAAUUCGUCCAUGCAGAGUGAGGUUACACAUGCCCCGACAUGGAUGAGUGGGAAUGAUGCACCUGUCAGCCCAGAGCCUCCACCUGAUCGCCGUUUGGCAGCAACGAACACACAACAGCAGUGGAAAACUGCAUCAAAAGGAGCAGCGUCAAAAGAAGAUGUCAAGCCACAUUUUGGCUCCCCUAUUGUUACAGUUCCACAACACAAAAAGCUUCAAUCCAAGGGAUCGAGUGAAGGCCACGCGAUCCCACAAAGGUCAAAAGUUUUUUCAUCUGUGGACAAGAAAAGCCAAGCUUGUUUAGACAUGAAAUCUGUUGGAGGGUUAAUAGCACAAGGUAAUAAAAAGCUAGAUGGUAAAGAAGUUAAAAAGCAAUUGGUGGCAAAUGAAAAAAUUGAUAAACUAGUGACAGCAGUCACUGUUGCACCAAAGAUACAAAAACCGGAACAAAGCAGAGAUGAAGUAGCUCAAGUCACUAGUAACAAUGUUGUGUCUUCUAAAGACAAGCAAGUGAAGGAUGAAGCUGCUGGUCAACAUUCCCAAAAAACUUUAAUCCCAAAUGAGCAGCAGUCCAGAGAAUUCCAAGAAACCCCCAAACCGGUGGCCAGAGUCGUAUCUGUUGCAGAAAUGAUGAGAGCCCAAAUAAGCACUCUUGACUCAAACGACUUCCCUGCAGACUUGCUAGACAAUCCAGCUACUGCACAUAAACCUCAAAACCUUCUAAAUGAUAAAGGUCAAUGUACACCACAAGGGAAGAAGGCAUCUGACAACAUACCGAGGAACAGUGUCAAUAGAAGCUCUCCAAAUGAAAAUCGGGUACAGCAAAGCCAUCCUGGAAAUAAUAAGAUUUUUCAAAAGGAUCCCAGUACUUAUCCGUCAUCUUUCAUUGAUUCCCUCAGAGAUACUGCAUCUGUUCCCCAUGUAAAUGCUUCAAAUAACUUGGAUACCGAUCCUGUGAAUCCUAAGAAUAAAGCAACUCAAGGGAGGAAGUCAGAACCUGAAAUCAUUCCAGAGAACACCGUUGCUCAAACUUCUCCAGAGGCAAAUAUUUUAGACAAAAUUAAUAUCAGAAAGAAUAGGACUUGUGAAGAAUAUUCUAUUCUUAGUCCUUCAUCUGUCGUUGAGCCCCUAAAAAUAGAAUGCAAUCGAGAUGUUGUGGACAUUCCCAUUGCAGGUCCUGUUAAUAACCCUUCUGUUGCAGUGAAUCCUAAAGAGGAAGAAACCCGAACCAGUAAAUCAUUAUCUGAUUGCUUACCUAAGAAUCCUGUUGAUCAAACUUCUCCAAUGGAACGUCUUGCAAAGAAAAGCAAUCUGGGAAAGAGUAGUACUUUUCAAAAAGAUCCUAGUCUCUAUCCUUCAACUGAUCCCGUUAGCAUAGUAGAUUAUAAACAAGAUUUUGCAGAUAUACCCCAUGUAGGUUCUUCAAAAACCUACCUUUCUGUUGCUGUGAAUCCUAAAGAGGAUGAAACCCAAACCAGUAAAUCAGUAUCUGAUUGCUUACCUAAGAAUCUUGUUGCUCAAAUGUCUCCAUUUGAACAUCUUGCAAAGAAAAGUAAUCUGGGAAAGAGUCAUACUUUUCAUAAAGAUCCCAUUCCCAGUCCCUCAUCUGCUCCUGGUAGCAAAGUCGAAUAUAAUCAAGAUUUUGUAGCUAAACCCCCUGCGGGUUCUUCAAAAACCUACCUUUCUUCUGCUAGGAAUCCAAAGGAGGAAGAAACUCAAAGAACUGCAUCUAAGACAAAAAGUGAUCAGAUAGGAGUUUUGGGUUAUAUGGAAAAGUUUAUACCCAAUAUUAAAGUUCACACUGAAACUCAACAGGAAAGUACUGGAAACACUAACAAAACACUUAUUAUAGAACACAAUCCAAAAGGUUGUUCAUUGGUGAUGCCAAGUCCACAAUUCAUUGAUACAGAUACCCAAGAAAACAGCCUUAAUAUCCAAGGGCGGACAAUGAUUGAAUGCAAUCCAGAUAACAAUAUUCUGCCGAAUUCAAAUCCCAAAGUUAAUCUGUUAUUGCAGAAAAAAGAUGGUGAUUUUUCUCAUUCUUUUGCUACUCCGCAAGAAUUAGCCUCAGGGGCCCGUCGUAAAAUCCCUUCCUCCAUGGACAAAUCUGGGGAAGCCAAAUUACCACCAGAUACCCAACCUGAAAAGCAAGAGGUUUCUCAACCAGACAGUAUGCUUUCAACAAGUACCGUGACAAUCAUGCCAUCUCCAGACUGCACACGACAGUCACCUCUUCUUCCUCAUCCCAAUGAUGAGAUAAGUUCUCCUGUGGAGAAGCGAUCGCCAACGCUAGGCAGAAAGAAGACAUCUGCUGUGACAUUGAGCCAACCACUCAAUAAGGACAUUAAAAGUGAGACAAGUGAGGACAGAUUGGACCCAUGCAAAGCUCCUCAAGUUAUCCGUAAGAUCCGCAGUGAAAGAUUUGCUGAUACCUCGGGACACUUAAAACUAUGGUGCCAGUUCUUCAACAUUCUCACCGACUCGACUAUUGCUUGGUAUAGAAAUGAUGUGGAGAUUGCCCGGAUUACAAGAAGCGCCACAGAUGAAAGCCAGGUCAAUCUGGCUGUCAUUCAAGCAUCAAGUAAAGACUCUGGUGUUUACAAGUGCGCUAUCACAAAUGACUAUGGGAGCGACUCGACUGAAUUUCUGCUCGGUUCAGACAUUUUGGGUAGGAUUUCUCAGCGCGAGGAUCAUGGUGUUGGAGAAGAGAUAGAAAUGGCACCCCUGGUGUUCAACAAAGGUGUGGCUGACAGUGGCGUAUGGGGCAACAAGUUGUUUGGUCGGGUAAUGGUGGACAAAUCCUGUAUCGACGAAGGCAGUACCCACAAGGUCUGGAGGGCAAAAGUCAUUUAUGGCCUGGAGCCUGUCUUUGAGUCUGGUCACACAUGUAUCAUCAAAGUAAACCGCGAAAUCGCUUAUGGGGGCAAGGAGGAACACGGCCUCACUGAAAGAAACUUGGACUUGGUCAAGCAGCACUGUAAAAUUCAGAAUCUGGCCCGGGAGUACUGCAAAAUUUUCUCUGCAGAGGCGAGAGUUAUUGAGAACUUUGGACCUCCUCUUGAGGUCAUCCCAGUCCACUUAAUGUACCGGCCAGCAAACACUAUUCCCUAUGCUACGGUGGAGGCUGAUUUGGCAGGAGUCUACCAGAAAUAUGUUGCAAUGGACCAUAUGGGAAAAAUUGAGACGAAAGCCACCUCUGACAUAGGGCUCAAGUGUUGCGCCUUGCAGCACUGGAUCUUUCAAUGGACCAGCGGAAAUCUACUCAUCACCCGACUUGAAGGGGUUGAUACAAAGGUCACCAACAUUGGAAUUACAGUUAGAUCUACUGGACAUCAAGGCUUCCAAAUUGAAGGCAGGCCUGAAGUUUUUGAGGGCUUUGUCUCGCAGCACCAUUGUAACUACUUCUGCGGUCUCCUGGGUCUGAGGUCGCUCAAGAUUUUGGACUCUUUAACAACGCCGGCCAAGUCCAAAGGCUCCAGGAGCCCAUUACUCCAGCGCAAAAAUCAGGCUUCUGGCUCAUGCAGCCCACAGACUGGCAGGAGAGCAGCCGGUAGCCCUAGGACGCCACGAAAGUCCCAGCAGGAUGUCACAAAUACUCUGAAAGUUGCUGUUGAAGUAUCACCCUGAGGCAAAACAGACCAUAAAUUUACCAGUCGCCAUUCCUUGUAUUUUUGUGGAUUUAAGUGUUCAUUUGUUCAACACACAAAUCCAAUAUUCUGGAGUAUUAUGCUUAUCCGAAAUAAUUAAUCAUCAUAUUGGUAAUAAACUUCUCAUUGCAACAUAAAACCUCAUCUUACCAAGACGUGAUUACACUGUAUGCUUACAACAUUUUGCGAACAGUUUGAGGGAGGCCCUUUUCUGUUUCCAGUGCGCAUAGCGAGGUAGGAUGAGUUCAGUGUGGAAGAACUUGAUCUCCAAUCCGCACAAUACAUUUGGCUUUUGGGAUUAAUUAGAGCAGAGAUUUAAAGUAUAUUGUAGAAUGCCUAUGGAAUUUAAUCAUGAAAUUGUAAGUCUCUUCGCACUGGAACAGAGAUUUUGACGGGGAAAAGGUGUUUUCAGUUUCAUUGUAUAGCUUUGGGGAUGUUACUUUCUCAGCGGAUUUCUGACCGACUUGUACAGGGCUCUGUCCCGACUUCGAAAGGUGUCUGUAACCUGAUUAAGUUUGACAGUUAACCAUGGCUUCCUGAUAUUGAAAGUGUGGAAAACACAUGCUUCACAUAAACUGCCACAGAUAAAUAAAAGAGGUGGUUUUACCCAUAAGCACUCUCCAGACAUCAUCCAGACACACCCACCAUGUGUAACCUGGUAAACUUUGUGACACAAAGAUAGGUGGCCUAAUGAGUUCUGAGGCUCUUUAAAUCAUGCACAUGAAUGCCAAUGAAUACUGUAUUUUCAUUCAUCCAGGUUGUCAUUCUCAACAAAUCACAACUAGCCUGUUGUCGUUGUGUCAUUCAAGCAAGUCUUGAUCAGUUCAUGCAGCAAGGAGUAGUUAACUCAAACGGCUAGGGAAAUGCUGUCCUAACAUAGCCUUGUUGGAUGAACUGAUAAUAAUGUGUAACGCUUCACCUUGCAGAAAAGCAUGCAGUGUUUUAUGACGUGCGCAUACUGGAGAAUGUGGCCGAUGUUUAUUGAGUGUCAUGCUCCAAACCAGGUCUCAUAGCUGAUGUAAUACUAACAUUGAUCUGUGAGAGGCAGAUGCAGUAUCUAAACUGCCAGAAAUUACAAAGAAGAAUUUGUAGUGGUAGUGUUAGUAGAAAUAGUGGUGGCAGUAAGUAGUAAGUGAAGAAGGUAUGCUAGCUUUUAACUAAUUUAAUAACUUUACAGCUGAGAUAAUGUCCCACUGUUCUUAUAAAACACAUUUGAAAACCACAAGCGCGUUUGCUGCUCACCAUUUUUUUGUUUGUUCUCAUGCACUUCUGCCUUUUUGAAUCAGCUCAAUCACUGAAGAGCUAUUGUUCCAUUCCACGUGACAACUGCAGAGUCCGUGGCUUGUAAGUCAUCUGUUGAUUAAAAAUAAAUGUUAUUCAUGAAUACUGAACAUGUUUAGCGCUGCUACCAUAACCAUAGUGUCAACUUUUGUACACUGAGAAUCCAACUAUGCGGAAAUUUAGACAGAACGGUAACAUGACACAGAUGUACAGUGACACAUUGUAUAUUAUAACCACAUCAUGCUAAAUGUGACUGAUUGUAAAAUAAAAGAUGAGUGAAUGAAAAAAAUAUUUUGAGAGUGCAUGUUGCGUUUUAAGUAUUGAGAUUAUCAUAUUUCAAGAUUCAUUCAUUAUCAUCUAUCUGAAAAUACCAGAAAACGUGACUCAUCCUGUUAUACAGUUACUGAUACUUCUUGCCCUAAUUUUUGCACAUUUUUCUGAACUUCAAAAUGAUCUUUCUGAAAACCAUUUUAGAAGACUUCAUGCCAAAGGUGGUGUAAACGUUAACCCUUGACUGCACUGUAAAAAAAUCCUGUAAAUGGAAAAAACCUGGCAGCUGUGGUUGCCAGAGAAAUUCCGUAAAAAAUACAGUUC
This is a messenger RNA of Corythoichthys intestinalis (scribbled pipefish), 6773 nucleotides long. RefSeq names its product alpha-protein kinase 3-like. Bases 109 to 4878 code for a protein of 1589 amino acids. Gene Ontology annotation, molecular function: ATP binding; protein serine/threonine kinase activity. The record is from RefSeq and is a predicted model, not a curated record. The transcript has 14 exons. NCBI's taxonomy places the organism in Eukaryota, Metazoa, Chordata, Actinopteri, Syngnathiformes, Syngnathidae. Gene Ontology annotation, cellular component: nucleus. Gene Ontology annotation, biological process: protein phosphorylation; cardiac muscle cell development.